AUGUCCCGGCGAAUAUUCGCGAUUAGAGUUUCCGUCGAUCAAGUCAAGUUCGCCGAAACUGACCUAACAUCUCCCGAGCGUCCUUCCCGCCUUCAUACUUUCUUUGAAUCCAUUGCGCUUAAGAGAGAUUAUCCCCGCAACCUCCCCACCUGCUUCCAUCGUCUUUUUCCCAUUUCUAUUUUCGAUCGCCUCAACAAAAUAAUAAAAAAAAAAAAAUCAAUAACUCCGCCAAAAUUAUCGAUAUUCUUACUGGAGAGCCUUCGGUUUAAACAAAUCCAUUCCUCGUGCAUUUGGCCCGACCGGAAGACCGAUCGAAAUUCGGAAGGCAAGACAUACCCGCUCAAACAUCCUCAUCACUCCGACUUCCGCUUCUCUUUCUCUUUUAGACUCUCUCGUGUAUUCUUUUUCUCUCUGAUAUAUUGCAAGAGUCGGGUAGUCACACGCUCAUAUCUAUCUAUCUAUCUAUCUAUCUAUCUAUCUAUCUAUCUAUCUAUCUCAGUCUGUUUCUAUCUAUCUAUCUAUCUAUCUAUCUAUCUAUCUAUCUAUCUAUCUAUCUCCGCCUGUUUUCUACCUUUGCCUAUUUUUAUCUAUCUAUCUAUCUAUCUAUCUAUCUAUCUAUCUCCGCCUGUUUUCUACCUUUGCCUAUUUUUAUCUAUCUAUCUAUCUAUCUAUCUAUCUAUCUAUCUAUCUAUCUAUCUAUCUAUCUAUCUCCGAGGGUUCGUGCAACGUUUCAAAAUCUAUCUAUCUAUCUAUCUAUCUAUUGAUCGAUCUAUCUCAUUCUUUUCAUUAUCUAUCUAUCUAUCUAUCUAUCUAUCUAUCUAUCUAUCUAUCUAUCUAUCUAUCUCUCAUUCUGAUCACUAUCUAUCUAUCUAUCUACCUAACUAUCUAUCUAUCUCCUUUUGUUCAUUAUCUAUCUAUCCAUCUGUCUCAUUCUGUUCAUUAUCUAUCUAUCUAUCUAUCUAUCUAUCUAUCUAUCUAUCUAUCUAUUUCAGUCUGUUCGUUAUCUAUCUAUCCAUCUAUCUCAUUCUGAUUUCUAUCUAUCUAUCUAUCUAUCUAUCUAUCUAUCUAUCUAUCUCGGAAGAUGAACAUUGCUUAAAGUCAACAUUCAGCCACAUGGCCUGA
Molecule: messenger RNA, 1122 nt
Organism: Acanthosepion pharaonis
Lineage: Eukaryota; Metazoa; Mollusca; Cephalopoda; Sepiida; Sepiidae
Source: the annotation of a GenBank genome assembly